GAUGCAGAAAGAGCUGGAAGAGAUGUAGAUAAUGAGGCCAUGGUUUCCAUCCCAGUCUAUGCUACUUCGAGUCUUGUACUCUCUGGUAAUUCAAUUCCAGACACGCUUGUGAUAACAGAGGAUAGCAACGCAACAGAUGAAAAAGGACCUCUCAUGACACAUGUGAUUCGACUACAAAACAACGGCCCUAGCUUCAUCGGCCCCUCCUCCAUCGAGAUCCUCUGGCCAAUCAGACUCCAGGAUGGCAAGACGCUCAUGAACGUGACAGGCGUUACCAUGGAUACAGGGAUGCCAUGUACGUUUACUCCCAGGAUCAACAGAGACAGUUCGAAGCAGAACAACGUCACUACGUUCAUAGACGACGUUAGUAAUUCUACUAUUUACACGUUAUGGGCGGAUUGCGCUUCACUUCCAGAGUGCGUGGCCAUCCGGUGUCCUCUCGCCUCUCUCGCUACCGGAGCUGACUCGGCCAUCCUCAUCAGCGUGCAGUCGAGACUAUGGCAUGAUACAGUGUUUGCGGAGGAUGCAUCUUUCCUUCAUUUCAUCGAGAUUCUGUCCUCAGCUUCAGUCACAGUCAAUGGCACCGUGUACCCGGGGAUACCCUAUUCUCCACACCCCACUGCUACACCUCUAGAGAUCCAGACAGAAGUCCGGGUCCAGUAUGAGAAGCAAAGGACCAUUAUCAAGACCACGCCCAUUUGGAUCUAUAUCGUCUCCUCACUAGGCGGUCUUCUCAUCCUCAUCAUCUUCAUCGCCAUUCUAUACAAGGUGAAGUUCUUCCAGAGGAAACAGAUUAGUCAAGAACAGCGUGAGCUUCUGACCGAGCGUCGGAAGAGUGUCCGUCGUUCCAAGGCGGAGGCCCCUUCACCGGAUGACAUGGAAGUAUCGCCCCUACAAAGAGAUGGCUCCGUGGCAGGCCUCAUACAAGAGUAAUACUAAUCAUGUUAUAUUUAAAUCUUGGAGCUAUUUCAGUGGCGGAUCCAGGGUGCAAUGGGGCAUGUGCCCCCCCCCCCCCUCCUUUGAUAGAACAAAAGUCUCUUUUUUAUUUUUGUUUUGUAAGAACAAAAUUAUUUUGAAAAAGCCUUUACCACAUUGUUUUCGUAUACCCCCCCCCCCCCACCCUCGGUCGCAACCUCCCUUUCCGGCUAAAUCUAUGAACCAAUAAGAUCGCCGGAGAGAAUGCUAGAUCCGCCACUGGGUUAUUUAACACUAUUAAUCUGUCUGACAUGUUAGACAUGAAAUAAACGGCACUGGGUUAUUUUAGAUGUAUAGGGAAAUGUUACAUAUAGAAAACGAUCUUGUAAAAAAACAUGAAAGUAAUCAUAAUCACCUCUUGAACAUGAUCGCAAAGAUUUUCGAAAAAUGAACAUAUUAAAGGAAUUCCAAGAGUCUCAUUUAUCACUUACUGAUAUGUUUUAACAUAAGCACUAAUGAAUUCUGUAAUCUCUACGGGAUAUAAAAUUGGAUAUUGAAGUAUACCACCUUAUAAUUUUAUUGAACAAGCCAUAAUGUUUGUAAUACCUAGCAACAGUUAUUGUUUGUAAUACGCAUUCUGACUAUUAUUAAAAAUACAGUUAUUUGGACAAUGUGAAUGAAAUUAAUUUGUAACGAGGUACUUCACAAAACUGUUGUUUAUUAACUUUGAUUAAAUUGCGAAAAUGGCCAAUCGCCUUUGACUUCAUCUCUCAAGAAGUUUAGCGAUCGUGUUUCUGAUGCAGAUGACUAGAUUACGUCACUAACACUGCACCUUAGAGUUCUGCAUCGUCUUUAUAUUUUCAACUCAAAUGAUAAAAAUCUGACGAAAAGCAUGUCGUUCACCAACAUUACAUUUAGCCUUUAUAUCAUUCUUCAUAUUGUUUGAUAAUGAUAAUAAUGAUAAAUUUAACUUAUAUAGCGCCAAAUCCACUCUGUAGAGUGCUCAAGGAGCAUCUAGAAAUAAUUAAGAAUUAUUAAAACAGAAGCGUUCUCACAUGAUUUUUUUAAGGAAUCAAUUUAAAGGUUUGAAUAUGUUUUGUGUGUGUAUUUAUUUAAUUGUUGUGAUUAUUCUAAUAGCGAUAACUAUUCUGUACAGUACUAUUUUCAGAUGACGAUUGUAGUAAUAUAUGAAGCUUUAUAGCAAUCGAACAAUUGAAGAUGCAAUAUAAUGUUAUGUAGUACAUACGAUAUUGUGAUUGAAUAAUUGUGUUUGACGUUGAUAUUGUUCAUGUUGAUAGUUUAUACUAGAUUAAUCAUUAAUUAAUUAUUAAUUGUGAUGAAAAUAAUUGGUUUGAUAGUGUGUAUUACUUAUGAUGAUGCUGAUAAUGAUAUUGACGAUGAUGAUAAUAAUAAUGAUUAUGAUGAUGGUGAUGAUGAUAACAAUGUAUAUGAUAAAGAUUUAGUGUAGAUGCAUGUUCGAUUGAUUGGAAUCUUCACCACAAAAAAAAUCGUAACUAAAUCUUGCUGAAAAUAAUGCUGUUAUCAACUGAGAACCCGCUAUGCCCUUGAUAUGUAAUCGACAUAAUACAAUACACAUUUUAUUGGAAGCCAACCCCAACAAAACGUAAUCCAUUGACAACAGAGUUAUCUUAUUGUUAUAGGCUACAUGCAGGAAUGGGUCCACCCGGUUCCCGGGGCAAUGGAUUAUACGGCAUACAAUAGAUUAUACAUGUCUGAUUUUUACCCAAGGAAUUCUAUUAUACAGUAGAAUAUUACUUGCAUUUAAGGUCAACAUAAGAACGGAAUAUUGUUAUUAUUAUCAUUUCACUGAUAUUGGAGUACUAGGGGUUUGUUAAAUGUGAUGAUUUCUGACAAUGAAUGUAUUUACAAUGAAUUGUAAUCGCUAAGUUUUGAUAUUCAAGGUAAAAUAAAGUUUUACAUACUGAUCUAGCCCUCA
Strongylocentrotus purpuratus (purple sea urchin) is the source of this 2872-nucleotide messenger RNA. RefSeq names its product integrin alpha-V-like. Gene Ontology annotation, cellular component: external side of plasma membrane; integrin complex. Gene Ontology annotation, biological process: cell-matrix adhesion; integrin-mediated signaling pathway; cell-cell adhesion. The record is from RefSeq and is a predicted model, not a curated record. The transcript has 7 exons. Bases 40 to 933 code for a protein of 297 amino acids. Lineage: Eukaryota; Metazoa; Echinodermata; Echinoidea; Camarodonta; Strongylocentrotidae. Gene Ontology annotation, molecular function: integrin binding.